GGUCGCGCGCUCGCUGGCUGGCCGGGAGCCGUCGCUGCUGCGCUGUCGCCGCCCCUCGAUGUCGCCGCCGCCUUUAAAGGCUCGGGCUCGGCGUCGCCGCUGCUGCGCUGGCGGCGGCGGCUGUGGGCUGGGCAGGGCUCGGGCUGCCGGGUGCGGGCGGCGGCGGCGGCUGCUCAGGAUGAGGGCUGCCGUCGCUCUGCUCACCGUGCUCGCCAGCCUGCUCCUCUGCCUCUAUCUCCUGUGGCUCACGGCUGACGGGCCCCUGAGCUCCAGGGACUGGAGAGGCGAAGCCCGGAAAGCCGUCAAUUUCACCCCGGGAGUGCCCAGGAAGCUCGGUUUCCCCUUGGAGCCGGCCGCGCUCGCCACGAACAGCAGCACAAAUCUGGGUAUAAAAAAGCCACUCCAUCUGCCACCAGAAUGCAAAAGCCUACAAGACACGCUUUUAUCUUCAUUUAUGAAAAAAAAAAGGUAUUCAGAAGAUUAUUACCUUGAAAUUAUUACAAACGUACAGAAUUGCAGAUGGCAACGACAACCUGAAGAAUAUAAGAAGUUUAGGUCAAAACUUGUUUCUUGCUGUGAUGCUACACACAACCUUGUCAUUUCUCAAAAUAACACUCCACUUGGGAGUAACAUAAGUUAUGAAGCAGAGAGGGCCAGCUUCCCUAUUGAAAAGGGCAUUUUUCGAAUGCUGCCAGUGUCACAACCGUUUGUGGGGCGUCCCUUUAAUCAGUGUGCAGUGGUUGGAAACGGGGGAAUCCUGAGAGACUCUAUCUGUGGAGCUGAAAUAGAUAAAUCUGACUUUGUUUUUAGAUGUAAUCUCCCCCCAAUCACAGGAAACAUUAGCAGAGACGUUGGCAAUAAAACCAAUCUGGUUACUGUUAAUCCCAGCAUCAUUGGACGGAAGUAUGGUGAGUUAAACGGGAAUAAAUCGGCGUUUGUGAACAGCAUUGCCACCUAUGGAGAGGCAUUCCUCAUCCUGCCGGCUUUUUCCUUCAGAAGGAACACUGACAUCUCUCUGGACGUGUACCACACACUGCAUGGAUUCAAAGCCAAACAGAAGGCGAUAUUUUUUCACCCCAAGUACCUGAAAAGCCUCGCCCAGUUCUGGAGAACUAAAGGUGUGCACGCCUUCCGCCUGUCCUCGGGCUUAAUGAUCACGAGUGCCGCCAUCGAGCUGUGCGAGAACGUGAAGCUGUACGGAUUUUGGCCUUUCUCCAAGACCACCAAUGACACACCCAUCAACCAUCACUACUACGACAAUGAGUUGCCCAAGCCCGGCUUCCAUGCGAUGCCCAUAGAGUACAGAGAAAUUCUCCAGCUUCAUGGGAAAGGCGUCCUUAAGCUACAGUUUAGUAAAUGCGAGGCAGCUUGAGCCAGAUGGUGACUUCCAUGGGAGGAUUUUCUCUGUGUCAACACUCAUGGUUUGACUUGAUGUUGUUUUUGUGAAUCCUAAGCCGCAUUACACCAAGAUAUAGUUUGUAUUUGAUUAGCUACACAAAGGAUUUGGACAUUCUUCAAAAUACACGAAGUAGUUCCUUUCCUGAAGAGUUAACUGUGUUAUCUCAUGAGCAAAGAAUUAUUAUUAUCACUGUUUGUUGAGACCAUACUAGGUUGUGUCAAUAUUCAGCCAGAUCUUGGGUACACUAAAAAGCGUAUUUGGGCAAGGUAAUUGUCUCAGUGGCACAAAGAUGAAUUGUUCAUGUUUGAAUGUUUUAUUAAAAUGAGACCAUCUCUUUUGAAUAGCAAAAGUUUAUAUCCUUAUGGAAAAGAUGUGUGGUUAUAUCAGAAAUGAGACUAACUUAAAAGCCACAGAGAAAAAGGCUUAUGUUCGUAUUGGGCCAUUAAAUGCCUUUUGGUUUGAAUGCUGACCUCAUGUUCUACUUUCUAAUUAUACCUAUUUAUAUAAGUUGUAAGCAUAUCUAAAAAUAUUAAGCAAACAAAUCUACGUCCCCAAUCUCCAUCUUAUCUCCUUGUCUACUUAAAUGGAAGUAGUUAAGGAAAGAAAGGACUGGGUCAGCAUGCUGAAUUUAUCUAUAACACCUUUAAAUUUUAGCCUCAACCAGUCCAUUAUGUCUUACUAAAAAUUCCUUUUUCCAAAGGCUCUGAUGGACUCAUUUUGAUUAAGCACAAUCUCAGCUUGGUCAUAUUCACAUGGUUCACAGCCUGUGUGGUUGUCUUUUGAUUAUUUUCAUUUUAAUGUAUUUUUGACACAUAAAUGGGUUUUCGUUUAUAGCACAAAAGAGAAACCUCCAUUAGCUGUGUGAGGUGAUCCAAUAAAGUUCACUUAAGUAAUGAGCUUUUACAAAAAAAAAAAAAAAAAAAGGAAAAUGACUUCAUAUUG
Messenger RNA from Sarcophilus harrisii (Tasmanian devil), 2341 nucleotides. RefSeq names its product ST8 alpha-N-acetyl-neuraminide alpha-2,8-sialyltransferase 6 (gene ST8SIA6). Gene Ontology annotation, molecular function: alpha-N-acetylneuraminate alpha-2,8-sialyltransferase activity. The coding region runs from base 59 to 1372 and encodes 437 amino acids. NCBI's taxonomy places the organism in Eukaryota, Metazoa, Chordata, Mammalia, Dasyuromorphia, Dasyuridae. The record is from RefSeq and is a predicted model, not a curated record. The transcript is spliced from 9 exons. Gene Ontology annotation, biological process: oligosaccharide metabolic process; N-glycan processing.